Messenger RNA from Sparassis crispa, 1377 nucleotides. Its product is annotated as Aspyridones efflux protein. The transcript has 14 exons. The record is from RefSeq and is a predicted model, not a curated record. Gene Ontology annotation, biological process: transmembrane transport. Gene Ontology annotation, cellular component: fungal-type vacuole membrane. Bases 1 to 1377 code for a protein of 458 amino acids. Lineage: Eukaryota; Fungi; Basidiomycota; Agaricomycetes; Polyporales; Sparassidaceae. Gene Ontology annotation, molecular function: transmembrane transporter activity.
AUGGACGCUUCUUCAUCUGAGAAACCGCAGUCUGUGUACUCGCAGGCAGAGAGGGCCGUCGUGCCAUCCAGUACAAGUUCAGCGAAAGAGAAGGCAGACCUCGAUACGCCUGUCAUCGAUUCCUCUUCCCCAGUGGCCGACGACGAUGUUCCUGCGGACCCCUUCGACAGCUAUCCGGAAGGUGGACGGGGGUGGAUCGUGGUGCUCGGAUGCGUUAUUUUCUCCGCAUCAACUGUGGGCUGGGCGCUCGCGUGGGGCAUUGUACAGACUUACUACGUGGAGCACCUCUUUCCCCAUACGUCCGAAUCGGUGCUCAGUACCUUGGGGAGCAUGUCUGGAAUGAUCAUGACUUUGACCAGCGUGAUCACGGGAAAGUUGGGCGAUCGCUAUGGAUAUAAGCCAUUUCUUGCUGCAGGCGCGUUAUGCUGGACCGUCAGUAUGCUGUGUUCUGCGUUUUGCACGAAAGUAUGGCAGUUUUUCCUUACCCAGGGCGUAUUACAAGGCAUAGCGUGCUCUCUAGUCUUCCCUCUGAUUGUUGCUCUACCGGCGCAGUGGUUCUAUAAGUACAGAGCCCUGACCACAGGCAUCGUCGUUGCCGGUAGUUCAUUAGGUGGUGCCGUUGCCUCUAUGCUGAUGUACGGAAUGCUGGAGUCACUCGGGCUGCGCAGGACGUUCGCGAUUUACAGCGCUAUCGACGCUGUAAGCAUGACGGCGGCGUUUUUCAUGAUACAGGAGCGCCGACGUCCUCAAUCCAAGCGUCCGGAUAUUAUCUGGUUCGACCGCACGUUCUUCAUGGACCCCGUUUUCUGGAGCCUUGGACUCUGUUUCCUGUUCACCACCUUCGGCUAUCUAUCGCCUAUCUUUUACCUACCCACAUAUACCAGCGAGAAGAUACCUAGUGCCAGCCUCCUGCUUUCUUCCCUUCCAGUCACCGCGCUCAAUCUUUCUGCAGCAGCGGGGCGCACGCUAAUCGGCUUUGUCGCGGAUCGCACGGGCCCGGUGAACGCCCUGUUUGUUGCGAUAUUCAUGUCCGGGAUUACGCAGAUUCUUAUCUGGAAUUUUGUUACCACUUAUGCUGGCAUUAUGAUAUUUGCUAUUCUCUACGGAUUUUUCUGUGGCUGUUUUAUUUCGCUCACUCCCGCAGUAGGCGCGCAGCUGUACGGCUCUGGUCGUCUUGCAGGCUUGUCCGGCCUUCUGCUCUUUUUCAAUCUACCUGGGAACUCUGCUGGUGCCCCGCUGGGUGGUGCAAUUCUGAGCGCGACGAAUGGAAGCUGGAGAGCAGUUGCAAGCUGGUCUGGCGCAAUGCAGAUCGCCGGCGCAAUGAUUCUAUUAUACGCGCGAUUCAAACGCCAGCCGAAGCUAUUCUCGGUGUAUUAA